Molecule: messenger RNA, 2358 nt
Organism: Dermacentor andersoni
Lineage: Eukaryota; Metazoa; Arthropoda; Arachnida; Ixodida; Ixodidae
Source: RefSeq, a predicted model, not a curated record
GCAGGGCUAUCGUGACCGCCGCCUUUUCGCCGGGCCGCGCCGCCGAUCGGGGCUCCCGCCUGGCCUUCCCGGGGCAAGGGACCACCGCCGCCGAGGAGGAUGUCGGCGAAGGGGGGGAGCAUAACUGCCGCGGAAGGCGAGAAGCCACGCAAGUCGUCCAAGUCGCGUGACAGUGGCAGCAAGGAAAGCCGCAGGAAAUCUUCGGAGACGGAAAAGUCGGGCAGCCACGACAAGAGCGAAGAAAAGAGCUCCAAGGGCAAGGACAGCAAGCACAAGGACAGCAAGCACAAGGACAGCAAGCACAAGGACAGCAAAAGCAAGGAUAGCAAAAUCAAGGACAGUAAAAGUAAGGAUAGUAAGGACAAGGGGAGCAAGACUCCCGACAAAUCUGGCGAGAAGAGCCACGAGAAGUCGGGGAGCAGUAAGAGCAAGAUCAGCAAGACUAGCAAGGCGAGUGACAAGACUGCUGACAAGUCUGGCGAGAAAAGCCAUGAGAAGUCGGGGAGCAAGACCGACAAGUCGGGAGAGCGAAGCCAUGAAAAAUCCGGUAGCAAGAUAGAGAGGAGCAAAAGUGGUGAGCACAGUCACGAAAAGUCCGGAAGCAAGACUGAUAAGAGCGCAAGCAAGACUGAGAAAAGCGGAAGCAAGAGCGAUAGCAAGAGUGGAAGCAGAAGUGGGGAAAGGAGCCACGAGAAAUCCGGAAGCAAGACGGAGAAAAGCAAAAGCGGCGAUCAGAGUCACGAGAAGUCCGGAAGUAAGACCGAGAAGAGCAAAAGCGGCGACCACAGUCACGAGAAGUCCGGAAGUAAGACCGACAAGAGCAAAAGCGGCGACCACAGUCAUGAGAAAUCCGGGAGUAAGAUGGAGAAGAGCGGAACCAAGAGCGGAGAAAAAAGCGGCAGCAAGUCAGUAAGCAAGAGUGAUGAAAAAACUGGUGAGAAGACCAGCAAGAGCAAAAGCACGAGCCAGGAGAAAAGCAAGGAGAGCCAAAAGAGCAAAGGCAGCAUGAAGGAAGGGGACAAGUCCCAAGAGAAGUCCCAGGAGAAGUCGCAGAAGUCACAGGACAGGAGCGGCGACAAAAGUCACAAAAGCGGCGGCACCCCGAAGGAAGGCAGCGGCGGCAGCCAACGCGAAGGAAGCCAGCAACAGCAGGGCGACGGCCGAGACCAGGUGAUGGGUGUCGACAGGGGCCUGGAAGGCAUCAACCAGCUUCCAGAGAUGCAUGCGCUGCGACUGAUGUAUGAGAACGCGCUGCUCACCGUGCGCAACAGGCAGCUGCAGUGGCUCAACUCCGAGCUCAAGCAAGAGCACCUGAUCACGCUGCAGCGGGUGGGCCAACUGCGGAAGCGACGCGGCGUGUACACGGGGCCGUCGGCCAUCAUGGUCGACCGAGCCGUGUCUGCGAUGUUGCUUGCCGGCGAGGCCGGUGCAGGCCUUGGCGGCACCGCUGCGACCGGCGAGUCAUCGGGCGCGGCGCGCUUCGACGACUCGCGCUAUGCCAACUUGCCGUCAGUCGUGGUCAACAUCGAGGACAAAGGGAUCUCGGCGCAGGAUGACAGCUUGUACGCCUUCGGACGGAUGGCGAAAAGCACGAGGAAGUGCAAACACAUGGCCGGCCCGCACGACGACAUCAAUUGGGAGGACCUGCAGGCACGUCUCCUGCCGGCAUUCUACACGUUCUGAUCGGCUCGACCAUCCGCCUCCCCGCGGGUGACGCCUAUAUGCCCCGAUACCGGAAGGUCGUCGUAGUGCGAUAAUUUAAGCAUAACGAGGCGGCCCGGCUUCAUGAACGCACGGUCAAGGACCCUUGUGUGGUGUACUUAGGCACGAGUCAUCGGCAAAUCUUGCGUGCUGCAGAAGUUAGCCCCUGGCCACGGUUGCUUCCUCAGCUACCCUCCAAUUUUCUGAGCUCGGUGUUGUGCGAGAAGCUGCAUAAUAUAAUAUUAUGGCCACGCAUAUUAUUUACGUAUUGGUCAAUUGUUCGCCUAAAUUCGAUCAGAACCAUAGCGUGCAUAUUUUCCGCAGAUUUUAACGCUAAAGCUUUGAGGAAAGCUGUGCUCUGCAGUACAAGCUGUACAAGCUGCAGCUAUUGUAAGUCUGGAAGCUGUUGUUAACGUCAGAGAAUCCGAUAUGCAAUAUUUAAUGUAAUUCUUAUCACAGAGGAUAAUAGCUGUUUCAGUUCAGAAGCAGCGCUAGUAAUAUAUCCGGGAAAUUGUUCAAAGCGCUAAUGCAAGAAGUUUGCUUGAAAAAAGAAAUUGACCCCUGUUACCCAUCGUAUACAUGAGUGAACAAUUUAUACGAUGAUUUAGAAUAUCUGAAUGACGAACUUUUCAGAGUCCCUGCAUUAAAAUAUGUUGA